AUGGCGAGGCGCGUUACUGCGCGGUGCCCCGGUUGAGGAAGUGCCGCCGGUGUCCGUGUCCCGCGCUCCUUCGUCCAGUUCCGCCUCCCGGGAUGUGCUGAGGGCGCGUCCGCCGCCCCUCCCAGGCGUGAAUGACAGAGGAGGUGCCCCCGACUGCACUGACGGACGUGAACCUGCGCCUGCUGUGCCACGAUGACAUAGACACAGUGAAACAGCUCUGUGGAGACUGGUUCCCAAUAGAGUACCCUGACUCAUGGUACCGAGAUAUCACCUCCAACAAGAAGUUCUUUUCCCUCGCAGCCACAUAUAGAGGCUCCAUCGUGGGGAUGAUAGUGGCAGAGAUCAAGAGCAGGACAAAGGUGCACAAAGAGGAUGGAGAUAUCUUAGCUUCCAAUUUUCCUGUGGACACACAAGUUGCUUACAUCCUAAGUCUUGGAGUGGUGAAGGAGUUCAGAAAACAUGGAAUAGGUUCCCUCUUGCUUGAGAGUCUGAAAGACCACAUCUCCACCACUGCCCAGGACCACUGCAAAGCCAUCUACCUGCACGUGCUCACCACCAACAACACAGCAAUAAACUUCUAUGAAAACAGAGACUUUAAACAGCACCACUAUCUCCCCUAUUACUAUUCCAUCCGAGGGGUCCUCAAGGAUGGCUUCACCUAUGUCCUGUACAUCAAUGGCGGGCACCCACCCUGGACAAUCUUUGACUACCUACAGCACAUUGGCUCUACCCUAGCCAGCCUGAGCCCGUGCUCCAUUCCCCAGAGGAUAUACAGACAAGCCCAGAGCCUCCUCUGCAGCCUCCUGCCCUGGUCUGGCAUUUCUGCCAAGAGCGGCAUCGAGUACAGCCGGACGAUGUGACUGCCUGGGGGUGCACAGGAAGCACAGGAUUGAUCCUCCUUCCACCUGACUUCUGGCUCUGCACUGGUUCCAGUGAUGACAGCUCUUGGCCGGUGACCCAGCCCCGGAUGGGACUCCCCGUUUCACAGGGACUGACCUUUGGUAGAACUUCACCCUGGGGCUGCAGCCCCGGCUCCCGYGUGGGCUGGGCAGGCCCGGCUGUGCCGCAGCCGCGGGUCCCGGUGUCACCACUCCGUGUGCAUGUUGCACUGUCCCCACCACCCCCUCGCCUCCGGUUUGCUCCUCCCUAUACCCGCGGUGUCGAGGGGUUCAGCUGCUGCUCCCGCUCCAUCCACGGCUGCUGAGAGCAGCUGAGGGAGGUUCAUGGAUCUGCACUGAGGAACCACUGACAUGAGCCAGGAGAGUCCUGGCUGGCAGGGCAGAGUCUGCCUUUGUGGCUGGGGAAGGGGGGAGCYGGGUGAGGGAAAAGGGGGGAAUGGGAAUCAUGUUUAGGUCCUGCCACAUAAGCUGCUGGUGUGUCCUGUGGGUAACUUCCAAGGAGAGCAACUGCCUCGCAUGAGAAACUACCCAGCCCCAUCAGCCCUCUGGAGUGAUGCAAAAAGGAGCAUAUAAUUCAGGAUGCAUAAAGUAGAAGGCAGGGAAUGAAAUUGCUAUUUCAUAGUGAAAUAUAUAUGUAUUAUACUGUAUA
This is a messenger RNA of Malurus melanocephalus (red-backed fairy wren), 1548 nucleotides long. It is a transcript of the gene NAA60, whose product is annotated as N-alpha-acetyltransferase 60, NatF catalytic subunit. Gene Ontology annotation, biological process: N-terminal peptidyl-methionine acetylation. Lineage: Eukaryota; Metazoa; Chordata; Aves; Passeriformes; Maluridae. Gene Ontology annotation, cellular component: Golgi membrane. The record is from RefSeq and is a predicted model, not a curated record. Bases 132 to 860 code for a protein of 242 amino acids. Gene Ontology annotation, molecular function: protein-N-terminal amino-acid acetyltransferase activity; histone acetyltransferase activity. The transcript has 7 exons.